Molecule: messenger RNA, 1479 nt
Organism: Haliotis rufescens (red abalone)
Lineage: Eukaryota; Metazoa; Mollusca; Gastropoda; Lepetellida; Haliotidae
Product: multiple epidermal growth factor-like domains protein 11
Exons: 3
Coding region: 55-1359 (434 amino acids)
Molecular function (GO): scavenger receptor activity
Source: RefSeq, a predicted model, not a curated record
CGUCGUAUCGGGUUAUGACUGUAAGUCAGGACAAACUGCUUGCCUCCUUGAACCAUGAACAGUGGACAGAUCCUAUUUCUCGGGGUGAUGAUCCUUGCCAUGCUGGCGCUCACAGACUCUUUUGUGCCCCCGAGUAACGACCUAUGUAACACAAGUGGUUGUAGACAUGGAAAUGGUCGGCUUAGAUGUCAGUCAUGUACCAUCGGGUGUCACGGAUCAAACUGCAGCUCUCCUUGCGAAGGAAGUUGUCACACAGACGGAUGUGACAGACACACUGGGGAAUGUUUCAGAUGUACGCCAGGGUUAUAUGGGCUACACUGCGUCACACUCUGUGCACGACGAUGUUCCAGCAGUAGGGUAGGUGGCGCUGUCUACUGUGACCGACACACAGGUGCUUGCUCUGAAUCUUGUGAUGGAGGAUGGACUGGAGUACACUGUGAUAAACGAUGUCCGACCAACUGCAAGGGGCCAGUCUGUCACCAGCAUACAGGACAGUGUCUGGCUGGGUGUGAGGGAGGAUGGACAGGAGACUUCUGUAACACAACCUGUGACAACUGUCUGAUGGGGAGAUGCAGCAACACUGGCUACUGUCUACAUGGAUGUGAAGCAGGCUUCUAUGGACAAAAGUGUGAGGAGAGAUGUCAACAUUGCUGGACCACUGGCUGUGACAGACAGAUUGGAAUAUGUGAACAGUGUCAGCCUGGUUACCAUGGCCAUCACUGCAACGAAACGUGUCCUGAGAAGUGCUACAAAGGAAGAGAUGGACACAGACACUGUAACCGAAGUACUGCAGCUUGCCAGGAAGGGUGUGUUACUGGGUGGCACGGUCCGCGGUGUCACACGCCGUGCAGUACCUCCUGCAAGUCUUCCCUGUGUUACGGCCAUGAUGGAUCGUGUGUGAAGGGCUGUGUACAAGGGUAUUAUGGGACACAUUGUCAGAAGAAAUGUCUGCGUUGUAGAAACAAUGUGUGUGACCACCAUGGUAGAUGUUCAGCUUGCAUUGAUGGAUGGUUGGGAGAGAGAUGUGACGUAUGUGGCCACGGGCAAUGCAUCAACUGUUCACGAGGGUAUCAUGGCACUAACUGCACUGCUCGUUGUAGUGGGUCGUGUGUGGAUGGUGUGUGUGAGGUAGAUGGUCGCUGUAGUCGUGGGUGUAAGGACGGGACCUACGGCAGUCAGUGUCAACACAGAUGUAGUGGGGGCUGUGUAGCGUGUGAUCGGAUGACAGGGGAUUGUACAAGACAGGGCGAUGACGAUGCAGGUAUCAAACUUGAUGUGCUUGCAGGCACAUGCUCCUUAAUGUAUUCAAACUAUCAACAUAUAAUACCAGUUACGUUUGUACUGAUCUACGCACACUAGAAUCCCCGGCCGCGUCAUACGUUAAAAGAUGGUACUUGUUGUUACCAUGUCUGGCGCUCGGCAUUAAGGGGCUAAAAACAAGGACUGGUCGGCUCGGAGUCAGUAUGCUGUGUCUGAGUA